AAGGCAAGAGGAUCACAUCUUGCUGUUGAAAAUUCAGGCAGCCUGGAUUUCCUCAUGGACCACCACCAGCUCAGGGUUCAACACUGAGUUGUUAACAGAGUGCUAAUAUGAGCAUGGUCUUCUCUGCAGGAGAAGAGGACACCCGCCCAUGGAUGUAAAUAACGUGGGGUCUGCUUUCAUGCUUAUUAAUGCUUGUUGGGGUUUGACUUGGUUUCUGCUGAGAGAUUAUUUACCCUCUGGAGGAUCUGUUGGGACUCCUUGUCACAUCAGUUCUUGGGUGGAGCUUGCAGCAACUUGGGACAGUCUGUGUGUACAAGACUGACGAUAAAUAACUCAAGCACUGUGGAGGGAUGGAAACUGCAGCUGAGAAAUGAUUUUGGGGGAAGGAAGAGAGAAAAGCAUAAGCAAACUGUUACGGAAGUACAAAUAAGCCAUCUAAAGGAUCAGCAGAUGUACCAGCUAUGAAGGGUGGCUGUAGUCCCAGGGAGGGAGAUUUCUCUUCAGAGAAAACCUGUUAACCAUUUGGAGGGAGUACAUGAGAGGAAGACGGAGUUCUUUCAAAACACUCUAUUUCAGGUUUAGUCUCCCAGUGCAGAACAUCUUUGGUGAUCUGGAAGGCUGUUUCUAAUAGAAAUGGAUAACUUUACAAACGGGCAGCCAGGCCCGGGUCAGAGGAACAGGUUGAUAGGAUUGCUAGAAACAGAUGACAGUAUCCCAGAAGAUAAACCUACAUCUAGUAAAAAGGAAGAACGACCAGGACAUGGCAAGAAAGGGGAGCUACGGCCCUUGGAGACACCUUACCAGAAGGAGAGCAGUAACUUCCCUCCCAGAGUCAAGAUUAACCUGAAUUAUCGGCCAGGACUGGUCAGCAACCAAAAGGACCCCAAUCGCUUUGACAGGGACAGACUCUUCAGAGCAGUCUCCAGGGGCAGCCCUGAGGCACUGGAUGGUUUACUCGAAUACUUGAGGAGGACUUCCAAAUUUCUCACCAAUUCUGAAUACACAGAUGCAAAGACUGGGAAGACCUGCUUAAUGAAAGCCCUGUUCAACUUAAAGAAUGGAAAGAAUGACACAAUCCCACUUUUGCUGGAAAUAGACCAAAAGACACAGAAUCCCAGGCCACUUGUCAAUGUGACAUGCUCUGAUUGUUACUAUGGAGGCCAGACAGCACUCCAUAUUGCCAUAGAGAAAAGGAGCCUAGAUCUGGUGAAACUGCUAGUAGAGAAUGGAGCUGAUGUCCAUGCCAGAGCCCAUGGUGAAUUCUUCAGGAAGAAGAAAGAAGGAGUUUAUUUUUAUUUUGGUGAACUUCCCCUCUCCUUGGCUGCUUGUACCAACCAGCUUCAGGUAGUGGAUUAUCUCCUAAAUAAUCCCCACCAGAAAGCCAGGCUUCAGGAGCAGGAUACACAGGGCAACACUGUCCUCCAUGCCCUGGUGAUGAUUGCAGAUGACACUGAGGAGAACACCAAGUUUGUGAGCACCACCUAUGUUGAGAUCUUGAAGGCAGGUGUGAAGCUUGACCCAACGUGCAAACUGGAGGAGAUAGUGAAUUAUGAUGGAUUAAAUCCUCUGCAGCUUGCUGCCAAGACAGGCAAAGUGGAGAUCUUCAAGCACAUCAUCCAAAGAGAGAUCAAAGACCCAGUGUACAGACACUUGUCACGCAAGUUCACUGAAUGGACCUAUGGACCUAUCCAUGUGUCUCUCUAUGAUCUGUCCUCUUUAGACAGCUUUGAGGAGAACUCUGUGCUGGAGAUCCUGGCAUACAGCAGUGACACACCAAAUCGGUACAAGAUGGUGGUUUUGGAGCCACUGAAUAAACUGCUUCAGCAAAAAUGGGAAACAUUUGCUUCCAAGAGAUUCUACUUCAGUUUUGUCUCAUACUUGUCAUUCAUGAUCAUCUUCACAGCCAUUGCAUACUACCAGCCCUCACGGGUUAAGCAACCUUCAUUUCCAGUGGAGUUCACAGCUGGAGGCUUCCUGUGGGUGUCUGGACUGAUCAUUAUCUUGCUAGGAGGCAUUUAUCUUAUUUUUGCUCAGAGUCUGUACUUGCGGAGGAGACGCCAGUCCCUGAAGACAAUGUGUUCUGACAGCUGCAUUGAGAUCUUGAUCUUCAUCCAGGCUUUCUCAUUGCUGUUGUCAGCAGUCCUGUAUGGUGCAAGUUCAGAGAACUACGUGGUAGUGAUGGUGUUCUCCCUGCUGCUGGGCUGGGUGAACACGCUCUAUUACACCCGGGGCUUUCAGCGCACCGGGAUCUACAGCGUCAUGAUACAGAAGACUAUCCUGAGAGAUCUGCUGCGUUUCCUCUUGGUUUAUUUGAUCUUCCUCUUUGGCUUCACUGCAGCUCUGGUUACGCUGAUGGGGGAUGCUCCUCUGGUCUCUCACAACAAGUCUCUUGCUCAGAUGGAGAGCACUGGGAACCACGCUAUGUAUGGUGGGCUGCUUAGUGUCUCCCUGGAGCUCUUCAAGAUCACUAUUGGGAUGGGUGACCUGGACUUCCAGGAACAUGCCAGAUUCAGAUACCUUGUCAUGCUUCUGCUGCUUCUCUUUGUGAUCCUCACAUACAUUCUUUUGCUCAACAUGCUGAUUGCACUCAUGGGUGAGACUGUCACAGCUGUUUCUGGUGACAGCACACAAGUCUGGAAGCUGCAGAGGGCUAUUGCCAUUCUAGAAAUAGAGAAGUCCUGGCUCUGGCGCCAAGGUGGGAAGAGGAGAUCUGGCUGCUUCGUGUCAGUGGGCCUCAAUAAGAAAGAUGAGAGAUGGUGUUUCAGAGUAGAGGAAAUUAAAUGGACAAAUUGGGCAAAGGAUGGGGGAGUUCUUAAGGAAGACCCUGGAAACACCAGUGAUUCAGAAAUAAAUCCAGAAGCUUCCUGCUGACAAGGGCUGCUGUUUUUGUGUCUCCAGCUGUAGAGACAAGAUCCUGGAAACAAACACCACAGAAACAACUGAGAUCAACUGUUCCAGAGGAGCAGUCACUGUUACAGCCCCAGCUCUCAGCAACUGAGAUGAUGCCUCUAGAGGGACAAACCAGAAAUCUUUAGCAGGUUUUUCUGGAUUGCAACUUUGCUUCUAACUUCAAAGGAAUAGUUCUUCCUAUAGUGGCUGGAAGAAUCAAAGGCAUUAUCAGUACUAAAAUGCAUUUCAUUGAAGACUGUGGUUCAGCCUGUGGCUUAAAGUAUUCUUCUGCACUUUAAUCAUUAAUUUCCUCUGAAGAAACUAUUUUUACUCAACUUUUUCUGCCUGCCACUUUCUUAUUACUCUGCCUAAAGGUACAAGAGCAAGACCAUAGGGGCAGUGGGGAGUGGUUUGGGGGAAGGCAGUGCUUUCUGAGCUGUGUACAAAUAAUGCUAUUUGCCAUAGAGAAGCAAAAGAUGGAGUGACAUGUCUUCCAAUGGGUCUUCCAUUAUUCUUCUGUCACAAGAGACUGCCCUUUAGUACUUGGGAAUAAAGAGAGUUGUAGAGGCAUAAAAAGUUAAGGAUGGAGUUGUCUUCUGUGAAACAUUGUCAGUGUUAAGUCACAAGUGGACAACUACUCAGUCAUCAAGAGGUCAUCAAGAUCCUUACUGAGUCUUUGUGUCAGUGCCUGCAGUGCUUGGUGUUCAGCCCACAUCCAAAUUCCCAUUUUACAAUAUUACAAUGAAAUCGUUUGCACAAUGUGCACAAUCACUUAAGAGCACAAAAGAGAUGUGGAUUUCCUGGAGCUGUAACCCCACGUGGUGAAUUUCUGAAACAUCUGUCUGUCAUGGGUUGCUCUGUCUCUGUAGAAAACAGCAGCAGAAUCCUACAUGUGGCUUCUGAGGGACAGAUGGGACAAAAAGCAUGGUGCAGUCAGUAUUUCCUGUCAGUCUUGGUGGGCAUCCUGUCUUGCUGUAAACUAUUACAGGGACCUCAUUGCUUUUUUUAGGUGCACACUGCCUGCAGCAGGAUGGGAAGCAUGCUUCAACCUUUGUGGACAAGAGAUAAAAAUGAGUUGUCUCACUUUUCAGUUUAUAUUUAAAAAUAAUAUGUAUUUCUGUAAACUAUCAGUAUAGCAAGUUUAAUUAACAGAAAUUGUUAAUCCUU
Molecule: messenger RNA, 4056 nt
Organism: Calypte anna (Anna's hummingbird)
Lineage: Eukaryota; Metazoa; Chordata; Aves; Apodiformes; Trochilidae
Product: transient receptor potential cation channel subfamily V member 2
Exons: 19
Coding region: 634-2871 (745 amino acids)
Biological process (GO): calcium ion import across plasma membrane
Cellular component (GO): membrane
Molecular function (GO): calcium channel activity; protein binding
Source: RefSeq, a predicted model, not a curated record